CAAGAUCCAGAUAAUGAUUUGAGAUUUUUCGAGAUCUACGCGAUGAAGGGGUUUAGAUUUUACGUCUACUACGGCUCCUGGGAUAAACCUGAUGGUAGCGAUUUGGUUUGUCUUGGCACCGGACCCCACGUUUUCGAAGUGACAUCCAUCGCCGGCAAAGUAACGGGUACUGCCGACGGCGGCGACUUGACUAUGACGUCAUCACGUGUUCUGACACCUCUAAGGCAGCACUUCAUGAAGGACGCAACGAAUACAUGCCCCGUAUUGCUGGAAGAGCACUUAACUUACAGCGGAGCUGGCGCCGCCAAGGUGUUCGAUUACGAUUCGUACUUUGAGAAACCCUCGGCAACCCUGUCGCCCGGCGGUUACGUCAUCUGGGCUGGAGACGCUAGUGGCCAGGUGGUUGUGCAAUAUAACGACACCACCAUCUUCGACCGCAACAUCACUCGUGACGACGUCCGCAUCACCAUGAAGGUGUACGUGUCCCGCAUCCUGAUCGGACUGACCGGCGAAGAGUCCGCUCUAAAGGAUAACCCCAAGAAGACGUUAGACACCAACCCCAUGUACAGCCUCACCAUAUCCAAGAGUAUGAAGCUGAAAAACUUCGACCUGCACACAGGCUCAGUUAGGGCCACGUACUUCUGAGAGCACGACGAAUGCACCGCACGGACCAGAAGCCCUCCUCCAGACCCCACAUCGUCCCAUGCACACGGUUCCUGGUCCUACAGUCCCUUUAAACCACCUGCGUGUGAGCAAAUAAACCCUCGUUGAUAG
Ornithodoros turicata is the source of this 774-nucleotide messenger RNA. RefSeq lists its product as uncharacterized. The transcript is spliced from 5 exons. The coding region runs from base 43 to 645 and encodes 200 amino acids. The record is from RefSeq and is a predicted model, not a curated record. NCBI's taxonomy places the organism in Eukaryota, Metazoa, Arthropoda, Arachnida, Ixodida, Argasidae.